UCGCGCACUUCUCGCUAGCAAGAACGAUGGUGAUGUGUACCUUUCUGUGACCUCGUUGCAAUUUCACGUUUAGAGAGAGAGAGAAACGGGAUUGUGAGGCUGGCCACCGUAUCCUCUCCGACACACUCUCUCUGGGAGUCUGGGUUGAUUUUCAGAUUCGCAGUUGUCAAAGACGACUAGGGUUCCUGAGCCUUGAAGCUGGUGGUCCAAAGAGGAUAAGAGAGACAGAGAUACUCUGUUUUUCUGUAAUUGUUGAAGUUAGUUCAUUUCCUGUAACUUGCUUUCAACUAGAAAAGGUGAGCAAUUUUAUAUAUCCGUUACACCGAUCAGGUUUGGUGAUCCGGAUGAUCAUUCCGUUUUCCGAUCUCCCUGAAGAUUUAUUUUUGAGUCAGUUUAUAAUCAAACACUGGAGUCGAGAUGAGGACAUUAGUUCGGGCUGUCCGAGAAGUUCGGACUGCUGUGAGGCGUCAAGAAAAUGGCAGUUUCCUUAGUGCUAUGGGGAGAAGGCAAAAACCCUUGGUCAAUCCAGUUCCUGUCACCAUAUAUGGACUCCUACACAAUGACGAAAUUGAUAAAUACAAGCAUCAAAUUAUGAUCUCAAGAGCCCUGUGCACUCCUGCUGCCAAUCAAACUAGUGGAGUUCUUGGUUUUUUUGGCUUAUCAGCAGAUGCUGGAAGGGCAGGUCCUCUUGUGGAGUAUAAUCGAAGAAUUGCUGCACAGGAACUUGUAGAUGGUGAUCUCUGCCAGGUUGUCUCUGUAAAAGAACUUCAAAGACUUUAUGAUGAGCUUGUUCAGUAUGCAGAGGCCUGUCAUUUGGAUCGUUAUACAGCGUCUUAUAAAGCUGGGAGGCCAUCUAACUGGAGGAAGACACGAACCCAUUUUCAUGACUUUAUGUUGAAUGUCCAUAGCCGUUUACAAAGGCAUAAGGGUGUCGCAGACCCACUUGAAGUUGUUGCAGGAGAGAUAUCAGAUGAUUCUGUUUUAUUAUGUCUUGACGAAUUUAUGGUUACUGAUGUUGCUGAUGCAUUGAUAUUAAACCGUCUCUUUAGAUAUCUAUUCAGCAACGGCGUUAUUCUUGUUUCUACUUCGAAUCGUGCUCCAGAUAAACUGUAUGAAGGUGGCUUGCAGAGGGAUCUUUUCUUACCGUUCAUUGCCACUCUGAAGGAAAGAUGUAUAGUUCACGAAAUUGGUUCUUCAGUGGACUAUAGGAAAAUGACUUCUGCUGAACUAGGCUUCUAUUUUGUUGGAGAAGAUUUGUCAGGCAUUCUCAAGAAAAAGUUUGAGCAGUUAAUUGGAGAUCAUUCUGCCUGCCCACAAGAGGUGGAAGUUGUUAUGGGAAGGAAAUUGCAGGUUCCACUGGGGGCUAAUGGAUGUGCAUAUUUUCCUUUUGAAGAUCUCUGUGACAAACCUCUUGGUGCUGCAGACUAUUUUGGAUUGUUCAAAAAAUUCCAUACGUUGGCAUUGGAAGGUGUGCCAAUUUUUGGGCUCCACAACAGGACAGCAGCAUACCGGUUUGUCACUCUAAUUGAUGUUAUGUAUGAAAACAAGGCUAGACUACUAUGUACAGCAGAGGGAACUCCCACGGAACUGUUAGAAAGAAUUGUAACCGUCUCUGAUGCCCAACACAUGGCACCUAGAACCUCUUCAAGAUCAAGGAAACAUGAUGAUAUUGACAUAUGUGUAGACAAUGAGUUGGGAUUUGCAAAAGAUCGGACCAUAAGUAGACUAACAGAGAUGAAUAGCAGAGAGUACUUAGAGCAACAUGCUGCCAUGUUGGCUUCUGAGAUGCAAAUCCCAGUGGAGAAAGCGAAAGAAGAUGCUGUUCAAGCUGGAUACUGAGGAUCAUAUGACCUUGGCUAGUCCAAGUAAUUCGUUUUCAUCUGCAUAACUGAGUUGAGAUUCGAAUGAUCUGUUGGGGAUUCAGAUUAUGUUAAGUGAGUCUGAUCAUCUGAAUAAAAUGUAAUUCAUUUGUUGUAUAACUAUUGGGCAGGUUACUGAGGCUGACCCAGGUGAUGCAUUACUCCUAUUAAGAUUGUCAAAGUUGUAGAUUUAGUGUCUACCUUGACAGUUAGGAUCAGCUUGGAAGAUAUCCUCAUCCAGAUAUAUGUAAUGUUAUAAGUGAAGUGCCAUUAGAAUAAUAAUGUGAAUUUCAGUUCUUCCCAAAA
Messenger RNA from Macadamia integrifolia, 2165 nucleotides. RefSeq names its product AFG1-like ATPase. Lineage: Eukaryota; Viridiplantae; Streptophyta; Magnoliopsida; Proteales; Proteaceae. The record is from RefSeq and is a predicted model, not a curated record. Gene Ontology annotation, cellular component: chloroplast; cytoplasm; mitochondrion. Gene Ontology annotation, molecular function: ATP hydrolysis activity; ATP binding. Bases 418 to 1839 code for a protein of 473 amino acids. The transcript is spliced from 14 exons.